AUGGGGGACUUUAAUAUUUGCCUUCAAAACUGCGGUGUUAUGGAUAUGAAAUCACAAGGCGCGUCGAUGACUUGGUGUAAUGGUCAAAGCAGCUUGGCUCAUAGUUGGGUGUUAUCUCGUUCUACUUCUGAUCACUCUCCUUUAGUGAUUCAGAUGGGUGAAGACCCGUUUAGGUUAUCCUUUAAACUUAAAAGACUUAAGGUGGCGCUUAGGGAUUCGAAUCAACGUGUUUUUGGGAGGACAGAUGAGAUUAUCAAGAAUAUUGAGCAGCGUAUAGAUCAACUGGAUAAUAGCCUUCAGGAUUCUUAUUCUAUUGAGGAUGAUAAUGAUCUUUUGGCUGCUAAUUUGGAUCUCUUAACUUGGAGGGGUCGGGAAAAUAUUCUUCUGUCUCAUAUGGCUAAGAAAAGAUGGUUGAAAGAUGGGGAUAAUAAUUCAAAAUUUUUCCAUGCAUAUUUGAAUGCUAAAAAUCAAAAGAGGGUAACUGGCAUGUUCUUGCAGAUGGUUUUUUUUAAGUCCUGCUGGGAGAUUGUUAAAGCAGACCUUUUGGAGGCGGUUUCUGAGUUCUUUCAACAUCAAAUGCUCCCUAGAUAUUAUUCUGCAUCUUUUAUUGUUCUGAUUCCCAAGGUUGAUUCUCCUACGAGCUUUGAUAAGUUUAGGCCUAUCAGUUUGUGCUCUGUGGUUUAUAAGAUUUGUGUGAAGAUUGUGGUGGGCUGUCUCACGAAUGUGCUCCCAAAGCUGAUUUCCCAGGAGCAAGGGGCCUUUAUUCCUGGUCGUAGCAUUUUUGAAAAUAUUAGUCUUACGCAGGAAAUGGUCCACUCUAUUAAUAAAACCACUAAUGGGGGAAAUGUCUUGGUUAAGCUUGAUAUGUCCAAGGCUUAUGAUCGAGUGAAUUGGAGGUUUCUUAUUCAUGUUCUGGAUUCUUUUGGGUUUUCUUCUCAGUUUUGCGCUUUGAUAAACCUUUGUAUUUCCUCAACUUGGUAUUCUAUUAUGAUGAAUGGUACCUCUUUGGGUUUCUUUAAGGGCGAGCGUGGUCUGAGGCAGGGCGACCCGCUCUCUCCUUAUUUAUUUGUCAUUAUGCAAGAGACGCUAUCUCGGCUUCUUAAGAAUGCUUUUCAGAAUGGCAAGAUUGUCAGGUUUUCUCAAGCUAGAGGUACUCCCCUUAUUUCCCACCUUAUGUAUGCGGAUGAUAUUAUUAUUUUUGCUAAUGGUGGGAAGAAGUCUAUGAGAGGGUUGAUGGAGGUGCUUAAUCUUUAUGAGACCUGGACAGGUCAGAUUCUUAAUAAAAAUAAAAGCGCUAUUUUGUUUUCUAAAAAGAUAUCUGACCCAAGAAAGUCUUCUAUUAUUCGUAUGAUUGGUUUUUCAGAAGGAUCUUUUCCCUUUAAUUAUCUGGGUGUUCCUAUUGUGAUGGGUCGUCUAAAGGUUUGUGAUUUUGGGGAUCUGAUUGGUAGAUUUAAUAAGAAAGUUGCAGGGUGGAAAAUGAAACUACUCUCUACUGGGGGCCGUGUUAUUCUUUUACGUCAUGUUUUAUCGAGCAUGGCAACUCAUCUUAUGGUAGUUCUUCAUGUUCCCCAUGGUGUUUACGUGGCGCUUAACAGGAUUAUGAGUUCCUUUUUUUGGGGUGAUUUUGAAGGGAAAGGGAAGAGGAAGUGGGUGGCUUGGAAAUAUACUUGCCAGCCUACGGAGGAAGGCGGUUUGGGUAUUCGGGACUUUGAGGAGGUUCAAAGGGCCUUACAUAUGAAAUUCGCUUGGCAUCUUCUUCAGGGUCAUUCUUUAUGGGCAGAUUUCUUUAGAGGCAAGUAUGUGCAAGGUAGUCACUUAUCCCUUUUGAGCCCUACUAAAGGAACUAGGUUUUGGAAAGCUAUUGUGCAUUGCAUCCCGGAGGUUUUAAAUAAUUCUAAGUGGCUUUUGAAAGAAGGAAAUGUUUCUUUCUGGUAUGAUAAUUGGGCGGAUGGGGGUCCUAUUGGUGAUCAUUUUCCAGUUCUUGAGAGACCUUCGCUUCGAGUCAAAGAGUGUCAGAUUGAUAAUGGUUGGGAUAUUUCUCUCUUGGAACGAUUAGUGGGUCCACAAAAAGCUGAAGAUUUGUUUCAGUUUUUGGCUACUAGGAAGGAUGGUCUGGAUAUCCUUAUUUGGACGAGGGAUAAGAAUGGGAAGUUUAAUACUAGAAGUGCUUGGGACUGUAUCCGUGUGAGAGCUCCUUCGUUACCUUGGGCAAAUUGGAUUUGGCAUACUCAUAUUCCCAAGAAAAUUUCUAUUAUGAUGUGGAAGGCGUAUCACAAUUGUUUGAGUGUGGAUGAGAAGAUCAAGAAUAUUGGCAUUCCUGUUGUUUCUAAAUGUAAUUGUUGUGCCAGGGGUCACAUGGAGGAUUUAAACCACGUACUCUGCACUGGUGACUUUGCUAGAUGUAUUUGGAGGUUGGCGGCGACCCAUCUAGGUGUUCAUAUGGGUGUUUUCCAUACUUGGAAGGAGCAAAUUAAUUUUUGGUUUCAUCGUACUUGUAAGUCUUCUCAGUUAAGGUCUAUCUUUGGUAUUCUACCAUCCAUUGUUUCUUGGCGGCUUUGGGAUAGACAUUGCAAAGCUCGGGUUGAAGAUAAAGUGGAUUCAGUUCAGUCAGUUUGGCAUGUUAUCAAAUUGUGGAUUCGAAGGAUUAUGUCUUUAUUUAUGAAAGUCUCUAGGAUUUCUGCACAUGAUGAGGCUAUUCUGAAAAGGUUGGAGAUCUCAAUUGUAUAUCCUAAGCCCAGGCAUACUCGUGUGAUUAGAUGGAAGCGGCCACCACAAGAUUGGAUGAAACUUAACUCGGAUGGUAGUAGUUUAGGGAAUCCAGGGCCGGCUGGUGCUGGGGGGGUUAUUCGUGACAGCCUUGGUAGGUUGCAUACUGCUUACUCGGUUUUCUUGGGUCAGGGGUCUAAUAAUUUUGCUGAGUUGCGAAGUUUGUUGGAAGGGGUUCGGAGGUGCCAUCAGCUUAGCUUUCGUCGGGUUGAGAUUGAGGUUGAUUCCCAAUUGCUGGUUUGCUGGUGUACUAAGGGUGAAUGUAAUAUUUGGUACCUAGAAGAUUUUUGGGAGGAAUUGUGGGGUCUCUUGGGCGGUAUGGAGUUUUGCAUGCACCAUGUUUUUCGUGAAGGUAAUGUAGUCGCCAAUUUUCUAGCCAAAAUGGGAGCUGGGAGUUUAAAUAUGGAUUGGUCAGUUAAUGAUUCCUUACCCGAUCAGCUCUGUGGUCUGCUUCGUAUGGACAGAAUUGGUGCUUUGGAUUGGGCCCUGGUUUUUCUGUUGUUUACGUUUAGUUGGUUUGUUUUUUUUAGGCCUGUUAGAGUUGUUGAUGCAUUUGUUGAUUUUCUGGGUAUCCCUCGACUGCCCACUGCAUAUCCUAAUGUGGUGCCUAGAGAGUCUACACCUGCAGGCAAUGGGGAGACUGCAGAGGAAAAGGAUGUUGUGAUAACUGAUAAGAUCAAUGGCCUUGCUGAUCUUGAGGUUCACCAAUCAGUUGUGGGUCCAGAUGCUCCUAUCUAUGAUGGGAGCAAGAGCAUCAAACAGGUGGACUUAUCUAUGAACAUUAUAAUAGCCAACAACUUUGAUCCUCGAUUGUACAAGACUGAGGUGAGCAUGGAUCGGGCACGAUUUAUGUUACGGGUUGCUCGCAGGGUGCCUAUCGACCUAGCAAGAUAUAUAUUCGCUAGGAUUUGA
Molecule: messenger RNA, 3678 nt
Organism: Carya illinoinensis
Lineage: Eukaryota; Viridiplantae; Streptophyta; Magnoliopsida; Fagales; Juglandaceae
Exons: 6
Coding region: 1-3678 (1225 amino acids)
Molecular function (GO): RNA-DNA hybrid ribonuclease activity; nucleic acid binding
Source: RefSeq, a predicted model, not a curated record